Messenger RNA from Colletes gigas, 3584 nucleotides. RefSeq names its product tudor domain-containing protein 7-like (gene tapas). Gene Ontology annotation, biological process: spermatogenesis. Lineage: Eukaryota; Metazoa; Arthropoda; Insecta; Hymenoptera; Colletidae. Bases 238 to 3552 code for a protein of 1104 amino acids. The record is from RefSeq and is a predicted model, not a curated record. The transcript is spliced from 17 exons.
GUGUUAUGGAGUGAGAAGUAGGGCUUCGAGAACGAUAAACUGGAGGGAAUGUUAGAAUCAGUCGAGUUGUUAUCAAAUAAGAGUCAGAUUUCGCAUGAAGUGGCAAAGUGUGAUCAAGUUACAACAAAAGUAUCGUGACUUAUUUAACGUGCGCGACUAUUAACAAAGAAGAUUUUUAAUUAUUGUAUUUACAACUUAUACAUACAUUCUUUUCUUCGAACACACUAAAGAGUGGUGAUGGACAGAGACGAAGUAAUAAAAAAUUUACGAGCAUGUCUCAUUUCUUCAAAGGGCGGUGUCAAGAUAGACCACUUAAGUAGAGAUUAUAAAUUGCUUAUCGAUGAAAAUAUACCGUUUCGAAAGUUUGGACAUCAAAGUCUGGUUGCUUUUUUGCACACUGUUCCCGGUAUUAAAAUUACCAAUAAAGGAGCAGAUUGUUACGUAGAAGCUAUAGCCACAGAAGAAUCCGCACAUAUUUCUAAAUUAAUUGCACGACAAAAAACAGGUUCUAAGAAAUCGAAAAAAUUGGUUAAUGCUCGAAGGCCAACUCCAUAUCGCCAACCUAUGGCGGUUAGAAGAAAUCCUCCACGCAAUGCAAGAAGUGGUAACGACAAUUCGUGUUCGCAAGUAAUUGGAAGACAAAAUUCAUCGGUCCCCUCGAUGGGAACAAAAAUUACUAUUUAUCAGAACAGCGAUAAACCAAGAUUUAUACAAUCUGAUUUUGGAGUACCGCCAAGCUCCCCAAGUAAAAGACUGAACGAUAGACAAAGAACUUCCGUUUUACCACCGAACCAAAGUUUUAAUAAGCCUAGAGAUGAUUCUUACGUAAAGAACAAUGGAAAGGCGGUGAUGCCUGUGAUAAGUCAUAAACCAAAGACUGUUAACAACAAUAUGGAAAUUCUUCCUAAAGGAAAAUCUUCAAAUAUUAGCGAAAGACUCAAAGUUAAUUCUAACAUACCUCCAUUGCUUAAUUUACCCUCCAGUAUUUCGCCACCUUCGCAACAUGUAAAAGUGUUAUCACCCCUUUCGCCCGGACAAGUUUUAGCAGAUGAUAAUCAAUUACAUUUUCAACAGCCUCCAAGGAAUCAUUUGAUUCCAUUAAAUAAUGCCAGCAAGAUUGUGCCAAAAUUACCAUCUCUUGAUCCAAGGGAGGAGUUGAGAAGGAAAUCUAGUAUAUUAAAUCUUCCAACACCAGUGUAUCAAAUUUGUCCUACAACGAUAAUAAAUAUGAAAGAGCCAGUUGUGUUCGCACAAGUUAAGAUUGGUCCACAUGGAUAUUCAAGCUAUCCGAAAGAAGCACGUUCUGAAGAUGAAGCGCAGAAACUUGCAGCAACAUUUGCCUUGCUUGAUCUUACUGAAAAAUAUGGAUCAUUCUUUAAACUUAACGAAACUAAAAACAGAGAUGUAAUUAAAUCUCGAAUAUUGUUUAUAGUAGACGCUCAUCCUAACGGUAUCUUCAUGCAUCAGGUACCUAUAUAUUAUAAACAGCAAUACAAAGAAAUUUUACCAGGAGAUUGGGAAAAAAUUGUCGAAGAGUAUCCAGCAAUAGUUUUAGAAAAAGGUGCUGAUAAUUCAGUAAUUCUGCGUCGAUAUGUAUCAUCCCCAGAGAAGAUACGAAAUAUCAGUCCGUUAAAAACAGAUAAAAUACAAUUGCAUCCAAUUGGCCCAUCUGUACCUGGACAAUUGCAAUUACCAGAGGAAGAUUUCUUGCUUGUGUCUGUUACAUGUGUUAUAAGCACUGUCGAAGUGUGGGGAAGACUUGUAGGAGAUUCGUACAGCGAUCAAUUUGACGCAAUGACAACUGAAAUGGCUCAACACUAUAAUGGAAUACACAAGUCUGUUAAACCAAUCGAAAUUGGCAGUUACUAUGCUGUUUCUGAGGACGACUCGUGGCACAGAGUUCGCUGUCUGGAGUAUGAUUCUGUGACCGGACUUGCUACAGUUUUGUUCAUCGACCAUGGCGAUGAAGAUAGUAUCCAUUACAGUAAAUUACACGUAUUAGACAGAAAGUUCUGUGUGCUUCCUGCUCAGGCAUUAAGAUUGUGUCUAUCCGGAUUGGAAGAGUUCAGCGAAUGCGACAGCAUUCUGAGCCAAAUUGAAAAGGUUCUACUCGAUCGUGCAUUAUUCGUUGAAAUAAUCAAUCGCGAUAAAGAUGAGAGUGGACCAUUUUUGACAGUUACAUUUUAUGAUACUCACGGACCAGAAGAUAUUAAUGUAAAUUUAGAAUUGUCUAAACAAAUUUUGCAUACGGUGACUGCCCCUAAGUUGGACGGUGAGGAGCAACAUGUAUAUGAAGUAUUUAUUUCUCACGUAAAUCAAAAUGGUGAUAUUUUUGUGCAAGUACAAUCCAGGAGUAUGAAGAUCUUAGUCUGUCUAUUGAAUAGACUAAUAUGUACUGGAUUAAACGCGGAGGAGCUGGAAAAUUGUACCGUGACUACAAUUGACUUUAAUAAAACGUACUUUGUGUCGGUAAAUAAUAACUGGUACAGAGGAAAAAUAAUUAGCAACUCUUUCAAUCAGUUAAAGGCAUUUUUAAUUGAUUUUGGUAAGACUGUUAUCACGGCGACGAGUAAUCUUCUUUCUUUGGAAAGGUUAUCCGAAGUAUUGGCAAAAUAUCCAGCUCAGGCAUUAAAGGUACUUCUUCAUAACAUUGAUAAAUCAAUGUUCAAUGAAAAGAUGGUUACCAAACUUGCAGAAAUCGCUCCGAAGGGUGAGCCACUUCUUAUGAAACUUGUAUCCUCUAAAAAUGGUUUACAGGUCGUUGAAUUGUUUAAGCGAAUUCAACCAAGUAAUAUGCUCGUUUCUAUCAAUAAUACUUUGGCUCUUGAAGACGAACUUAUGAAAUCGCAGGGUGAUGGAAAUAAUAAUAUAAAACCAAGGAAACGCAUAGAACGCGUGAAUUUUAAAUUCACAGGAAUUGAAGCAGGCGAAGUUGUAAAAUCUUUAAAACCACCGAAAAUCUCGGGUAUCGGCGAAUAUUUUGACGUGCAUGUGACAAUGGCGGCGCAUCCCGGAAACUUUACCGUUCAACCAUUCGACGAUAAGCGCUCUUUAGAGGUAAUGAUGAUUCAGUUGCAAGAGGCUUGCCAAUCGUAUAAAGGUGUUACUCCAACUUUAGAAUCAGUAAGAGAAGGAACGCUUUACGCGGCUAAACACAUUGAUGGUCAUUGGUACAGGGUGUGCAUUUCAAGCAUAAUCAAAGAAGACACGGUCAGCGUUUACUUUUGCGAUUUUGGAGACGUGUCGGUACUACCGUUAAGUAAAUUACAACCUUUGAAAAGUCAGUUCCUAGAACUACCGUAUCAAGCUAUUAAAGCAAGGCUAGCUGGCAUUCAACCAACUCACGUUGACUGGUCCGUCGAAGAUAGUUUAAGGUUUCAAGAAUUGGUCGUGGAGAAAAAUUUUGUAUCGAUAGUCGUUGAAUCAAAUUCUGACGGACUUUCUCCCGCUGAUACUAUAUUGGGCUUAAAGUUGAUAGAUGUAAAUACAACCGAAGACAUUUAUAUCGAUCGACUUUUAGUGGAAGAAGGUCGAGCUACAUUCGUUGACUAAAUUAUCCGCAUAUACAUACUAAUGCAUAUUUG